GGUCAGCAUUUGCACUCCAUUAAGUCACGUUAAGUAACAUUUUUGUUGCAAUUCCAGUAUUUGAGCCAGUCGUCAAGUCACGUAAAUCGGAGUAUAUUGAAACCAUCUGGAGUGUACACGACGAUUUAGGAAAACAUAUCUUUAGGGAGAAUCGAUUGCUCUUAGGUCCAAAUCAAGAUGUUCUACACAUGUGGACCCAAUGAAGCCAUGGUGGUGUCUGGCUUUGGUCGUUCCCCUCCUCUAAUGAUCGCUGGAGGAAGAGUGUUUGUCCUCCCCUGUAUUCAACAGAUCCAGAGGAUCACUCUGAACACCCUGACUCUGAAUGUGAAGAGUGAUAAGGUGUACACCCGUCAUGGAGUGCCCAUCUCUGUCACUGGCAUCGCUCAAGUGAAGAUCCAGGGUCAGAACAAGGAGAUGCUGGCCACGGCCUGUCAGAUGUUCAUGGGGAAGUCUGAGGCUGAGGUCUCCAACAUCGCCCUGGAAACACUGGAGGGGCACCAGAGGGCCAUCAUCGCCCAUCUGACUGUUGAGGAGAUCUACCAGGACCGUAAGAAGUUUUCUGAGCAGGUGUUCAAGGUGGCCUCCUCUGACCUGGUCAACAUGGGCAUCGGCGUGGUCAGCUACACGCUCAAAGACGUUCACGACGACCAGGACUACCUCACCUCCCUGGGUAAAGCUAGGACAGCUCAGGUGCAGAAGGAUGCCAGGAUCGGAGAGGCUCAGUACAAACGAGACGCGGUGAUCCGUGAGGCCCAGGCCAUGCAGGAGAAGGUGUCGGCCCAGUAUCUGAAUGAGAUCGAGAUGGCCAAAGCCCAGAGAGACUACGAGCUGAAGAAGGCCUCCUACGACUAUGAGGUCAACACCAAGAAGGCGGAGUCUGAGAUGGCCUAUCAGCUGCAGGUGGCGAAGACGAAGCAGCGGAUUGAGGAGGAGACGAUGCAGGUGAAGGUGGUGGAGAGGUCUCAGCAGAUCAUGCUGCAGGAGCAGGAGAUCACCCGUAAGGAGAUGGAGCUGGAGGCCACGGUGAAGAAGCCUGCUGAGGCAGAGAGAUACCGUCUGGAGAGACUGGCUGAGGCGGAACGUGCACAGCUCAUCAUGGAGGCUGAGGCAGAGGCAGAGUCCAUCAGAAUGAGGGGUGAUGCUGAGGCGUUUGCUUUGGAGGCUAAAGGUCGUGCCGAGGCAGAGCAGAUGGCUAAGAAGGCUGAGGCCUUUAAACAGUACGGGGAGGGAGCCAUGGUAGACAUGCUGCUGGAGAAACUACCACUGAUAGCAGAGGAGAUCAGCAGGCCCCUCUCCAUGGCCCAGAAGGUUACCAUGGUUUCCAGCGGCGGGGGUGAGGUGGGCGCGGCCAAGCUGACCGGAGAGGUUCUGGACAUCAUGACCAGACUACCAGCUGCCGUGGAGAAACUCACUGGAAUCAACAUCUCACAGGUUGGGCUGUCCACCCGAAUGGGCUGAGAAUGGAGCCUAGUUAUUGAGACAGUCUGCACCGUCAGACCAGGAACUCCAUACUGCCUCCUUGUGCCUAUAAUUAUUAUUACCUAGUGUAGUUGUCUGUCUGCAUGCCUGUCUCCUUAGGGCAUGUCUGUCUGCAUGCCUGUCUCCUUAGGGCAUGUCUGUCUGCAUGCCUGUCUCCUUAGGGCAUGUCUGUCUGCAUGCCUGUCUCCUUAGGGCAUGUCUUUCUCCUUAGGGCAUGUCUUUCUCCUUAGGGCAUGUCUUUCUCCUUAGGGCAUGUCUGUCUGCAUGCCUGUCUCCUUAGGGCAUGCCUGUCUCCUUAGGGCAUGCCUGUCUCCUUAGGGCUUGUCUCAACACUCUUAUUCGACCUCCCCUCUUGCUUCCUGGUCCUUUUUGGCACUGAUCUGAAAACAGAGGAUGGUUCCAAGCUGUAUGUUGUAAGCCUACUGGGGGAGUGUGUCUCCUGGUCAUUCAUAACUGUUAGUUCAGCUUGGAUGAAGGAAAGAAAAGCACUUUGGAGUAGCAUGACACAGCCUUCGUUGUUCUGGUAGUAACUCCGCCUCCUCCACCAUUCUGUACUCUUUUCUCCAUCCGUUAUUCAGUGUGUUUUAAUCACUGCUUCAAGCCUGCCUCUGUCUCCCUCCAUUACAGGUUUGGGUCCAUAUAAACUGUUCAACUGUCUCAGUUAUAAUUCAUAGAAUGUUAUUUCAUUGGGAUGUGGUUGUGUUUGAGAAAUGAUGUAGGAAAUAAUCGUGUCAGUAUGAGGUCAUCCAUGUCAUUGUUGGGUUUGUCAGCUGAUUGUUUUGUCAACAUUUGCAGUUCUAGAAGGUUCUCAGCAUCGGAAGCUUGCUUAGUUGCUAUCAAAUGAAGAAAUGCUUUUUACUUUCACUGGGAAGAAAUGAAGAUAUGUCCAGAAUCAGAAUUUAGAUAAUGGUAGUCAUGUUAUUUAUACAUGACUUCUGCAUGCCUUACAGCAUUCCAGUACCUCUGUCUACCACCUUAUGGACAAAGUAGUUUUCCACUAUGUGCUCCCCUGACAGUAGACCCUAAGAUCAGUCUAUCUACUCAUAUCUCUAAGAUGACACUCUAGAAUGGCCAGUGCCUUGUUUUAGAGUCUAAUUAAUCAUAUCAGUUCAAGCCAUAUUACAAUAGAAGCCAAGUUACAUGCAGAUUAUUCUGUCUUUUGUAAGUCUGUGUUUUACGAUUUGUGGGCUUUUUGCCAUGACUCUGCCAUUUGUGGGGGAUGAGAACACAAACUAUAUGAUGGGUUGGCACUAAACCUCUUCUGUGUUGGUACAAUACUGGCAUAGACACAAUCAAUGGAGUACCGACUCUGGAACUACAGAUUCUGUUACUAUACUGUUGUUUAUCCAACAGACAGAUUGUCAUGUACACCAUUAUGGCUUAGUUCCAGUGUGUUUCUAAACCCUAGACUUAUUAGACAGACAGGCCUUCGAUCAGAGCUUCUACUGUGCUAGAACUGUAUAAAGGUGGAGAUUUUCUGUGAAGUGAUUGGAAGGAAGAGGGAGGGAGCAGACUGGGGGUUUUCCUGCUGAAGGCUAACCUCCGAGGUCUCUAUCUAGGUCAGGUGUACUGUCAGUCACGUGGUGUCUGGUAGAUGUGUUGUUUGAGGUGAAGGUAUUUGUGUAGAAGAGGGGAAUGGGUGCCAGUCUGUUUCUGCUCUCUUUUCAAAUCCUUCUAGAAUUGCCAUGCCAAACAUGUUUCCCUUGACAAUGACAAUGGAACAGGCAAAAACACAAACAGACCUGGGACCAGGCUACAGACACUAAAGUAGUGGACUUCCAUUAAGUUGUAUGGUCCAGUGGGGUAUUCAGGGACCUUCUAUAGAUUGGAGUAGACAAUAUACAUUUGAAUUAGGAGCUAUCCUUUCAUAUUGUAAUAUUAUCAUUAGAAUGGUGUAUUUUUGUUGUGCUGGUCACAUCCCUUUGAUCCUUUUGUAGUACAGGGUUGUUGUAGUUGUUAGGGACUUGUUCUAUACCAUAGAAUCCUUCUAAUUCUAUACCGCUGCUCAGGAUUCUAGAAGCUACUUCUCUCUACCGGAUUGAAUACUACCACAAAGCUUACAUGCGAUCUGGCUGUCUAUGCAUUUUGUUACCAAGUGCCUGACUAAGUUGAAAGAUUCCCAUUUUUCUCUCAACCUAAAGACUAAACUAUCACACCAGGUUAAACAUGAACAAUCUAGAGGCAUGCUAUGUCCUAAAGAUAUUAAUGAAAGCCAUUUUCGUCAAACCAAUUCUACUGCUUUCACUUAUGCACACACCUGUAUAUUACAUCAGUCAAUGAUUUGUGACUUCUAACCUUUUUAUGUCCUGUAGCUGCACUUAGUUCAAUGUGAUUUCUGUCUUUAUUUCCAUCUAUACUUUGUUGACUUGCCAAAAUAAUCCUGGCCUCCCGUGUAGUGUAAAUUUAGUAUGCAAGUGCACUAAAUAUUUGGAAUGAAAUUAUUGUAACAACAUAUAAACACAAACUCUGAUUUCCUAACGUAAA
This is a messenger RNA of Oncorhynchus nerka (sockeye salmon), 3963 nucleotides long. Its product is annotated as flotillin-1-like. The transcript is spliced from 12 exons. Gene Ontology annotation, cellular component: plasma membrane; flotillin complex; cytoplasmic vesicle. NCBI's taxonomy places the organism in Eukaryota, Metazoa, Chordata, Actinopteri, Salmoniformes, Salmonidae. Gene Ontology annotation, biological process: positive regulation of cell junction assembly; protein localization to plasma membrane; regulation of receptor internalization. The record is from RefSeq and is a predicted model, not a curated record. Bases 178 to 1458 code for a protein of 426 amino acids.